UUAACUAAAUAAAUGGUAUGUUUCUGCACCUUUCUCUUCCUUCUCAUGUGCCUCCAUUCUUUUUUCUUCCUUCCUUCCUUAUUGUUUAUUCCAUCUCACAGCAGAACAAUUUUUUUUUGUUAAUUCUAAGAAUGCAGAAUUAUAACUCUCUCAAAAAAGAAAUCUUGAAGAAAUGGAUAAAUGGUCUUCAAAUAUGCAGUUCUUUAAAAGAAAACAUGCCAUUAUUACAAAGAAAGAAAGCCAUAAAACUAUCAGCUGAUUUAGCCAUGGCUUCCACUACUAUAAAUAGUAAAAGAUCAAAUUAUAAUUGGAGCCGUGCCCUCAUCAACAAGGCCUCUAAAGAUAGCGAAACCGCGAAUUUUGCUAAGAAAAUCUUGCAAGGUAAUCUCUUCUCCAAUGUAACAUUCUUAUCUAAGUCGAAAACAAGAACGAUCAGAGUUAAUCAGUGCAUUAACAAGCGUACAAAAACGACUUCAAGGAAGAUGUACAAAUAUGGCCCUAGAAAUUCAUGUGGAGUUUCUAAAAAUAGAAGUCUUAAUUAUAAGGUGAAAGCUAGGUCAAUAGCAAAGAGGUUGGUGAAGAAGAGAACACAAAUUCUAAAAGGGCUAAUUCCUGGUGGAGAAUCCUUAGAUGAAUACUCUUUGGUUAAGGAAACUCUUGAUUAUAUUGUUUCACUAAAAGCUCAAGUUGAUGUAAUGCAACAUCUUGCCAAUUCUCCUCAACUUCUCAUUGAUAAUUAUCUCGAUUGUCAUGACAUGUGAUUAGGUUUUAAUGAACUCAUUAUCAUAAAUCUACUGCGCACAUUUGUUCUU
Messenger RNA from Amaranthus tricolor (Joseph's coat), 812 nucleotides. Its product is annotated as transcription factor IBH1-like 1. Bases 18 to 761 code for a protein of 247 amino acids. Lineage: Eukaryota; Viridiplantae; Streptophyta; Magnoliopsida; Caryophyllales; Amaranthaceae. Gene Ontology annotation, biological process: regulation of DNA-templated transcription. The record is from RefSeq and is a predicted model, not a curated record. The transcript has 2 exons.